Molecule: messenger RNA, 1634 nt
Organism: Lucilia sericata (common green bottle fly)
Lineage: Eukaryota; Metazoa; Arthropoda; Insecta; Diptera; Calliphoridae
Gene: Cyp313a4
Product: probable cytochrome P450 313a4
Exons: 8
Coding region: 25-1500 (491 amino acids)
Molecular function (GO): iron ion binding; monooxygenase activity; heme binding
Source: RefSeq, a predicted model, not a curated record
GACAUUUAUACACAACGUUCAAAUAUGAAUAUUCCGUAUUUAUUUGUUUGUUUAAUUCUUGUUCUGUGGAUUUAUUGGCUAUGGAUUCGCCGAAAAUUCUAUGCGUUAAUGUUAAAAAUUCCGGGACCAAUGGGUUAUCCUCUAAUCGGUAUGGGUAUCCAUUUAAUGCGUAGAGAAGAUAUACUUUCGACAUUUAAUAAAGAAACCAGAAAAUAUGGUUCAAUAUUAUUUUCAUGGUUGGGUCCAUAUCCUUUUCUGGUUGUUAGUGAGCCGGCCAUUGUUCAAGACAUUCUGACAUCACGUUAUUGUAUCAACAAAGGUGUGAUUUAUGAUGCGUUAGAUGAUGGAACUGGUAAAGGGCUAUUUAGUUUAAAAGAUCCGGAGUGGAGUGUUCAUCGAAAAUUAUUAAAUCCCGCAUUUGGUCAUAAAGUUUUGUUAAGUUUUAUACCGAUAUUCAAUGUGGAAAUAAAUAAAUUACUAAAAACUAUUGAUCAGAUGAAAUCCAAGGAAUCUGUAGAUUUGAUGGAAAUACUACAGGAAUUUACGCUGGAUAUAGCAACUAAAACAACUAUGGGAAAAAGUGUGUCACAGGAAUCGAAUGAAUCGAAUACAGAUCUAUUGUCCAGCUAUCAAUGUGUUUUAGAGAAUAUGACAGAAAUGUGCUUCUCACCCUGGCUACGUUGUAGUGUUGUACGCAAGCUUUUGGGAAUUUAUGAACCAUAUCAUGGAGCCAAAAAGAAAAUUCGUAAAUUUAUAAGAAAGCUUAUUGAUCAAAAAUUGUCUAGAGUAUAUAAUAAUGCUGAUAGCGGUACCAAAAAUAUAUUUAUUGAUCUGGCCAUAGAUUUAAUGAGGCGUGGAAUUUUCUCCUGGCAAAAUGUUGAAGAUGAAUCAAAUGUUAUUGUUUUUGGAGCUUUUGAAACGACAGCCAAUACGAUUGCCUACACUUUGAUGUUAUUGGCCAUGUUUCCCAAUUAUCAAGAAAAAGUUUUUGAAGAACUCCUCUCAAUCUUUCCCGAUCAGGGAGAUUUUGAAGUUAGCUACAGCAAUACUCAAGAUAUGAUUUAUAUGGAUAUGGUACUUAAUGAGACUAUGCGUGUAAUGACUCCAGUACCAAUCGUAUCACGACAAACGUCUCAAGAAGUUCGUCUAUCGAAUGGUGUUAUUUUACCGAAAGGAGUACAAAUAGCAAUAGAUAUUUUUCAUAUGCAUCGACGAGUAGACAUAUGGGGAACAGAGGCUCAUUUAUUUAAUCCCUACAACUUUUUACCUUCGAAUAUGGAGGGUAAACACCCUUAUGCAUAUAUUCCCUUUACCAAAGGCAUACGGAACUGUAUUGGCUGGCGAUAUGCUCUGUUAUCGACUAAGGUGUCACUGGCCAAAUUGUUAAGAAAUUAUAGUUUUACAACCGAAUUUAAAUAUGAAGAUUUAGAAUUUGUCGAAGAUAUUACUUUGAAAUUGAAGAAUGUACCAUUGCUUAGCAUGCACAAACGAACUGUUUAAUUUUGAUCGCAAAUCUUAAUAUUUUAAUUAUUAAUUAAGAAAUCUAAUCAAAUGUAUUAAUUUAUUGUAACAAUUUGUGAUAUUAAAAAAAAAACUUUUCUAAUCGGGGUGAUUGUUGAAAUAAGACCUUCAAA